Nannizzia gypsea CBS 118893 is the source of this 315-nucleotide messenger RNA. RefSeq lists its product as hypothetical. The transcript has 4 exons. Lineage: Eukaryota; Fungi; Ascomycota; Eurotiomycetes; Onygenales; Arthrodermataceae. The record is from RefSeq and is a predicted model, not a curated record. The coding region runs from base 1 to 315 and encodes 104 amino acids.
AUGCGUUUCUCCUUCGUGUCCCUUAUCCUGGCUUCCGCAGCCUUUGUGAGUGCUGCUAAAAUGGGAGAUAUAAUCGGAACCGUCAAUACCGAUGAUAACUGCGCCUCUGAAGGUGUCGACCUUCUUGAUAGCACUUGCACCGCUUCAUCCAAAGGUUCUAUCAACGUUACCGCAGACACUAUUCUCUGUUUUGCGUACCCGGACUCCGAGUGCAAGACCAGCACUACCACCCCAGAUGGUGUUUAUUUGGAGAAGGGAUGUAAUGUGGAUGAAAAGCUCUCGGAAGACGAUGUCUCUCUUCUCUGCUAUGCCUGA